AAGACAUUAUUGUCAAUGGCGCCCCCUCGUGUUUCUUCGCAAGACUCAGAAUGCUGUGUCUCGGUACUUCUUCAUGACAGACGGGGAGGGGAGAGCAGAGAACUGUAAGCUCAGGAUCCAUCUUAAAGAGAAAAUAGGAAAGAGAAACCGCGUCUCAGGUCAAGUCUUUAGAAACUGUAUAUUUUCCGAGUUAUCCGUGUUAGGGAGCCCGAGGAGGGGGCUGUGUCAUCGUCUGUAGGAUGUCCCGACAUGAGGGUGUAAGCUGCGACGCAUGUUUAAAAGGGAACUUCAGAGGGCGCCGGUACAAGUGUUUAAUUUGCUACGAUUACGACCUGUGCGCGUCGUGCUACGAGAGCGGGGCCACCACGACGAGACACACGACAGAACACGCCAUGCAGUGUAUAUUAACCCGGGUAGACUUUGACCUGUAUUACGGCGGUGAGGCGUUCUCAGUAGAGCAGCCCCAGAGCUUUUCCUGUCCAUACUGUGGUAAAAUGGGCUACACAGAAACUUCUCUGCAGGAGCACGUCACUUCAGACCAUGCAGAGACAUCCACAGAGGUGAUCUGUCCGAUAUGUGCCGCGUUGCCUGGCGGGGACCCCAAUCACGUGACGGACGACUUUGCCGCUCAUCUCACACUUGAACACCGUGCACCUAGAGAUUUAGAUGAGUCCAGCGGCGUCCGCCACGUGCGUCGGAUGUUCCACCCUGGCCGCGGGCUGGGAGGUCCCAGGGCACGCAGGACCAACAUGCACUUUACCAGCAGCUCCACCGGGGGGCUGUCGUCCUCUCAGAGCACCUCGUACUCCCCCAGCAACAGGGAAGCAAUGGACCCCAUAGCAGAGCUGUUGUCUCAGCUGUCGGGAGUGCGGCGCUCGGCCGGCGGCCAGCUCAACUCGUCGGGUCCGUCCGCAUCUCAGCUCCAGCAGUUACAGAUGCAGCUGCAGUUGGAGCGCCAGCAGGCCCAGGCGGCCCGCCAGCAGCUGGAGACGGCCAGGAACGCCACGCGGCGCUCCAACCCGGGCGGCAAUGUCGGCGCCGCCAUCCCCCCGCCCAGCGCCGCUGGCAACUCCGCCGGCGUGGCCGAGAGCAACCCCAUGACCUCCCACAGCUCCCAGUUCCUCUCAAACAGGUUAAAUGAGCCCAAGAUGUCGGAGGCGGAACGACAGGCGCUGGAGGGUGAGCGAGCCGACCGUAGCCUGUUUGUCCAGGAGUUGCUACUGAGCACACUGAUGCGCGAAGAGAGCUCCUCCUCCGAUGAGGACGAGCGGCGAGACUUCGUCAGCUUCGGGGCCAUGGGCUGCGUGGAUAUCAUGCCUCUAGACGUAGCCCUGGAGAAUCUCAACCUCACCGAGAGCGGUACCGGUGGUUAUGGUAGCAGCUCCAGGAGCUCUAAGGAGCCUCCACCACCUCCUCUUUGAUGAUAUCCCAGCACCGUGCAGACUUUGUCCUCUGUGCUGCCACUGCCAGUGAUUGGUGGAAGGGGCAGGGCAGGCGGCUUUUAUUUUUUUUUUUAUUUUUUUUUUUUUUUUUUUUUGGUGAUUGUUAUUUCAGGUCUGUCACCUUUGUUACAUUGUACAACCAUACGAAAGGAGAGCAGGAGCGAUUGAGGUGGGGAAGUGCAAGUGGAUGAGUGCGCAGUGCAAGGGGAGCGAGAGAGUGAGAAAAAUAAAUAUAUAUAUCUAUAUAUAAAAAGUUGAUAAUCAAUUCCACAUAACUAAUUUUUUCCUUUAGCAGGUAAGCAUUGGGUAGCCAUGGCAAACCUCUGCUUCCUGUUGUCAUGCAAAAGGCUCUCCUUAUAAAUACUCCACAUUCAAAAACUGAAGAGGAACCAGACACCCUCUGAUGAAGCUGCUGUGUGUAUUUAUGACUUAUUAACAAAUAAAAAGUGCUUGGAUGGUUUACCAUUAAAACUACUGCAUGAGGUUCUUUGCAGCGUGCAUGACUUUUAAUGACCUUAUCGUCAUUAAAAAGGAAAAUAAAUAUCCCAAAGCCUUUUCUCUUAGUAUUUUCAAGGCUUACUUGAAACAUGAUCACGUUUUUCUGAUAAUUUGAACAUUGCAGAAACAGAUGUGCUGAAAAUAUUUAGGGCAUUUUUAAACCAAUAUAAUUAUUUUUAAUAGACCAAAAUGACAUUGGAAUCUAUGAUAAUUUCUAAAACGAUGCAAUGUGUUUGUCUCUCAGCUCUGGUCCUUCCAUCUUGGUGACUUUGUCUGAAAAUAACUUGCUGCGUUAAACUCAAGACGUCUGCAUUUCCUUGGUGCAGGGAUAGGCAAGCCUGUUCCUGGAAUACCACCGCUACAGCACGAUUCUGUCCCAGCCAGGCACCACAACAAGCCACGUCAUUCAUUUGUCAGUUCCUCACCUAAAUUCAUCCCAUCUCGUAUUUCAGGUCAAGGUACAUGAAAACAUGUACGUGUGCUUCUCUGGGACCAGGGUUGUCAUCGCCUGACAAUGGCAGAUCAAAACAAACUGAAUGAAUACUCUAGGAGCAGCACAUACGAGAUGUUGCCUCUGCCAUUGUUCCUAGAGUUUGAUGUUUUGGCCAUACUCUGUAUAACCACCAGUCUAGUGUCUCAUUUCUGCACCCUCUACUGAAGGACUGAUCUCCCAUUCUCAUCCAUAGCACUCCGCUCUUCUUCAGUGCUCUGCUCAUGUAGGCCUGGAGUUCCUCCCAGGUUCAUUUGUAUUUUGUUGUUGUUGAGGAGGGGGAGCUUGAGACUUUCCACAUUGCAGGCAUUUUUUGUUCGAUUUCUAAUCUGAACGCAUCUCUUUUUCUCUCGGCUAAGGAUAGCACCUUCUAUUUAUUAUUUUUGUUGUUUUUGUUUCUUAUUCGUUUAAGCCUUGUAAUGAAUCAUGCCACCUCCAUGCCUAUACUCUUAUCCUUUAUGUAAAAUACAAUGAGAUGUAUAUUGAAUUUGUGCGUUAACUUUCAUAAUGGUUCUAGGACAUGAGCAGACUUUGUUUUUUUUAAUGUAAAUUUAGAAUACGACAAUAAAAAAACUGCGCACAGCUUUUGAUGA
Esox lucius (northern pike) is the source of this 3023-nucleotide messenger RNA. It is a transcript of the gene kcmf1, whose product is annotated as potassium channel modulatory factor 1. The transcript is spliced from 7 exons. Gene Ontology annotation, cellular component: plasma membrane. NCBI's taxonomy places the organism in Eukaryota, Metazoa, Chordata, Actinopteri, Esociformes, Esocidae. Gene Ontology annotation, molecular function: zinc ion binding. Gene Ontology annotation, biological process: synaptic signaling. The record is from RefSeq and is a predicted model, not a curated record. The coding region runs from base 240 to 1421 and encodes 393 amino acids.